Molecule: messenger RNA, 2182 nt
Organism: Ilyonectria robusta
Lineage: Eukaryota; Fungi; Ascomycota; Sordariomycetes; Hypocreales; Nectriaceae
Product: signal recognition particle, alpha subunit, N-terminal-domain-containing protein
Exons: 3
Coding region: 141-2123 (660 amino acids)
Biological process (GO): SRP-dependent cotranslational protein targeting to membrane
Cellular component (GO): signal recognition particle receptor complex; endoplasmic reticulum membrane
Molecular function (GO): GTPase activity; GTP binding; signal recognition particle binding
Source: RefSeq, a predicted model, not a curated record
UAUAGAUUAGCCACAUCGCCUUCAUCCCGCACUCUUCUCGCCCCUCAACUCCUCCUUUCCCGCGCCUCUCGAAUUGCCUCUGUCGCUCCUCGCAUACCACCGUCGCAUCUUCCGUACCAGUGCGCGCUUCAGGAGUCACCAUGUUGGACUCCUUCGAGAUCCUCACAACGUCCGGCGUGGUCGUCUGGUCGCGCACCUACUCGCCCAUUAACCCGUCCAUCAUCAACAACUUCAUCGCCGACACAUUCAUUGAGGAGAAGGGUGGCUUUGCCGCCGUCGCCGAUUCCAAGUCUGCUUCCAGCAACCCGCCGUACAAGAGCGACCAGCACACGCUCAAAUGGACCCUCGUCAAGGAAUUGGGCGUCAUCUUCGUCGCCGUCUACCGAUCGCUGCUUCACCUCUCAUGGGUCGAUAAACUCGUCGACAAUAUCAGGACUAUUUUUGUCAAGCUCUAUGGUGAACAACUCUUGAAGCCGCACACGACCCUGGUGGAGUGCCACGGCUUCGGUGAAUACUUUGACCAGCAGCUCCAGGAGCUCGACCAGACGAGCGCAAAAGGCGCAUCCUCCGCUUUAGGCGCCCUGUCCCUAGAACAGCAGACAGUGCCUACAAUACUCGGCCAUGACCCUCUCCACGAGCCGGGUUUAAAGUACCGAGGCCGUUCCCUCAAUGGCGCCGACGAGCCCGCCUCGCCCGAGUUGACCCCCGCCAUCACCCCCAACGGAUCACGGCCGGCGACCCCGAGUAACAACCACCUCUUGGUUGCCAAGGCUGGGCCCGUCGCAAAGAUGUCGAGGCGCGCGCGCAAGACGAAGAACCAGACAUCUGCGCCCGUAUCGUCCGGCGAUGAGGCGUCCUCUCAGAAGAAAAGCAAGAAGACAGUCAAAAAGGGUCGCAAGUGGGAUGCCGAUGGUUACGCCGACGAGGAAGACGAUGUCCAGCUCGACUACUCUCCGGCCAACCCCAACAGCGAUUCCGAAGUCGAGGCGCGAUCCGCCAAUGUUGAAGAGAUCGAUUCCAACACCUGGGGCACGCGCUCCAAGGGCAAGUUCCUGCUCAACGACCUCAAGGACGAAGUCGACGAGAUUCUCGCUUCCGAGGCAGAGAAGAAGAGUACAAACGCCAAGUCGCAGCCCAAGGCCGGCCUCUUUGGCACCGGAGUCAACGCCAUCAGCGGCCUCUUCCGCAACGUCGUGGGCGGAAAGACACUGACUAAAGAGGACCUGGACAAAGCCAUGAAGGGCAUGGAGGAGCACCUGUUGAAGAAGAACGUCGCCCGCGAGGCUGCCGUCCGGCUGUGCGAGGGCAUCGAGAAGGAGCUGCUCGGAGUCAAGACCGGCAACUUCGAGAGCAUCAACACCAGAAUCCAGGCCGCCAUGGAGGCGUCCCUCACCAAGAUGCUCACCCCCACCUCGUCCCUCGACCUCCUCCGCGAGAUCGACGCCAUCACCGCCCCCUCGGCCACCUCCCUCCGCAAGGCCCGCCCCUACGUCAUGUCCAUCGUCGGCGUCAACGGCGUCGGCAAGUCCACCAACCUGUCCAAGAUCUGCUUCUUCCUCCUGCAGAACAAGUACAAGGUCCUCAUCGCCGCCGGCGACACCUUCCGUUCCGGCGCCGUCGAGCAGCUCGCCGUCCACGUCCGCAACCUCAAGGAGCUCACGGCCCGCGAGGGCGGCCACGUCGAGCUCUACCAGAAGGGUUACGGUAAGGACGCCGCCACCGUUGCCAAGGACGCCGUCAGCCACGCCGCUCAGGAGGGCUUCGACGUUGUCCUCAUUGAUACCGCCGGCCGCAGGCACAACGACCAGCGCCUCAUGUCUUCCCUCGAGAAGUUUGCCAAGUUUGCUCAGCCCGACAAGAUCCUCAUGGUUGGCGAGGCCCUUGUCGGCACCGACUCGGUCGCCCAGGCGCGCAACUUCAACGCCGCGUUCGGCGCCGUCCGCACUCUUGAUGGCUUCAUCAUCUCCAAGUGUGAUACUGUUGGCGACAUGGUCGGCACCCUCGUUAGUCUUGUCCAUGCCACAAACGUCCCCGUUCUAUUUGUCGGUGUCGGUCAGCACUACUCGGACCUACGGAACUUUUCAGUCAAGUGGGCAGUUGAGAAGUUGUUAAGCAGUAAUUAAUUAAUAUCGUGCAUCAACAAUGCUACCAAGUCAUAAUACAACAAAGGACAGAACUCGCA